Messenger RNA from Aaosphaeria arxii CBS 175.79, 1755 nucleotides. Its product is annotated as glycoside hydrolase family 47 protein. Lineage: Eukaryota; Fungi; Ascomycota; Dothideomycetes; Pleosporales. The transcript has a single exon. The record is from RefSeq and is a predicted model, not a curated record. Bases 1 to 1755 code for a protein of 584 amino acids. Gene Ontology annotation, cellular component: Golgi membrane; endoplasmic reticulum. Gene Ontology annotation, molecular function: calcium ion binding; mannosyl-oligosaccharide 1,2-alpha-mannosidase activity. Gene Ontology annotation, biological process: N-glycan processing; carbohydrate metabolic process.
AUGUAUUCUAAACAACACAAACCCAGGCGGAUACCUUGGUUGGACAUCACAGGCAUAUCGCUCAUCACCCUGGUCUUCAUAAUCCUUUGCGCCACGCUGCUACCAUGGAAGAAGACGACAUCAACCACCAUAGGAAAGCCCAACAUCUGUCCGAAUCGACCACCAAGUCCCGCCUUCGUACCGAACACCCAAGGACGGUAUAACUGGAGAGAUUACCCAGCCAAGUAUCCAGUCGAGUCGUACGCUUCUCUGCCUACAGACGAGCCGGCGCCCAUUCCAAGGAUCCAGUUCAAGUUCGGACGGUCGACGCCUGCAGAACAGAAAAAGAGACUUGAACGACAGGAGGCCGUCAAGGCGACUUUCAAGCGAUGCUGGCAAGCAUACAAAGACUUCGCGUGGACGAAAGACGAACUGAUGCCAAUGUCGGGUGGCUCGAGAGAAACCUUUGGCGGUUGGGGAGCCACUCUUAUCGACAGCCUCGACACGCUCUGGAUCAUGGGACUGCAGGAGGAAUUUGCAGAAGCUGUCGAGGCGGCCGUCAUGGUUGACUUCUCGCCCAAGGGUGGAGAGAUCAACAUGUUCGAGGUCAUCAUCCGCUACCUUGGAGGCUUCAUCGGCGCAUACGACGUCUCCGGCUGCUUUGACCAGCGCCUGCUGAACAAAGCCGUUGAGGUCGCAGAUAUGGCGUAUGCUACGUACGACACGCACAACCGGAUGCCAGUGACUCGAUGGGACCCGCAGAAAGCCGUCGACGGCGAGGAACAGCUCCCCCCGUACUCUGGAUCCAUCGCCGAGCUGGCAUCCGCCAGCCUGGAGUUCACACGCCUCUCGCAGCUCACUGGCGACAUGCGGUACUUCGACGCGGCGAAGCGCAUCACGGACGUUCUCCACGCGCAGCAGAACCUCACUCGUCUACCGGGCAUGUGGCCCAAGGACAUCGAUCAGCGGAUGCCGAACCUGAAAGUCGGCGUCGAGUACACGCUCGGCUCGAUGGCGGACUCAGCCUACGAGUACCUCCCCAAGAUGUACCAACUCCUCUCUGGCCGCGGCGACGAAGCGAACCGAUAUCUCGACAUGUACACCUACGCCAUGUCCACCGCCAUCAACGCAACGCUCUUCCGCCCAAUGCUGCACGACAACGCGGACAUCCUCUUCGCAGGCACCCUCGACAAAGGCAAACGCCUCAACAUCGGCAUGCACCUCUCCUGCUUCGUCGGCGGGAUGCUGCUCCUCGGCGGACGCCUCUCCUCAAACACCACGCACGAGUCCCUCGGCCUUAAAGUCACCGACGGCUGCGUCUACACCUACCACUCCACGCCCUCUGGCAUCAUGCCCGAAGAAUUCUCCAUGACCGCCUGCCCCUCCCUCUCCGCCUGCCCCGUCACCGGCAUCCCGUCCUCCUCCUCCCCCUUCGACCAAGUCCUCGACCCCCGCUACAUCCUCCGCCCUGAGGCCAUCGAAGCCGUCUUCUACGCCUACCGCGUCACAGGCGACACGGCCUACCAGGACGUCGCGUGGGCGAUGUUCGAAGCCAUCGACACGCACACGCGGACGAGCAUCGCGAACGGCGCGGUCGCGGACGUGAUGAGUGAGAGUCCGGGGACGGAGGAUAGCAUGGAGAGCUUUUGGCUCGCGGAGACGUUGAAGUAUUUUUAUUUGGUGUUUGCGGGCGAGGAGGUGUUGGGGUUGGAUGAGUGGGUUUUUAAUACUGAGGCGCAUGCUUUUAGGAUACCUGGGGGAGGUGGGGAGACGUGA